Messenger RNA from Aureobasidium subglaciale EXF-2481, 1157 nucleotides. RefSeq lists its product as uncharacterized. The coding region runs from base 189 to 1130 and encodes 313 amino acids. Gene Ontology annotation, molecular function: 4-hydroxy-tetrahydrodipicolinate synthase activity. The transcript has a single exon. The record is from RefSeq and is a predicted model, not a curated record. NCBI's taxonomy places the organism in Eukaryota, Fungi, Ascomycota, Dothideomycetes, Dothideales, Saccotheciaceae.
GUCCAUGAUGCUUUCUAUCGGCUUGGGACCGACGUAACCGAUUUAUCAAGCCUUGCUCAGAAUCUACGCAGAAGCUAUAUGUUUGGCAUAACCGCCGCAAGCACUCCGAGCCAGUUCUGCUGUAUCAAAGCACACAAGCACACAAGCACACAAGCACCCUGCCAUUCCUCCAAGGUACGCGACAGAACAUGGUCACUCCACCGCCUCCUGGUAUCUGGUCCCCAGCGGUCACAUUCUACCACCCCACAACUGGCCAACUAGAUCUCGAAGCUCAAGAAAAAUAUAACGCCUACCUCUCCAGAAGCGGCCUCUCCGGCCUCGUCAUUCUUGGCACAAACGCUGAAGCAUUCCUACUCACCCGCGACGAACGCUUCCAACUCAUAUCGUCCGCACGCGAAGCCGUAGGUCCGCAAUUUCCUCUGAUGGCCAGCGUCUCCGGAUUCUCCACCAUUCAAGUUCUCGAAUACAUCGACGACGCCUUUAGAGCAGGAGCGAACUAUGCUCUCCUUCUUCCACCUUGCUACUACGGAAAAGCCACCACACCAGCGGUAAUCAAGGACUUUUUCGCCGAAGUGGCUGAGAAGUCGCCACUGCCCAUUGUCAUCUACAAUGCCCCUGCUGUGUGCAAUGGCAUAGAUCUUGACUCUGAGACAAUCACUUCCAUUACCAAGGCCGCGGCAGGAAAGAUUGUUGGCGUAAAACUUACCUGUGGAAGUGUCGGCAAGAUCUCCCGUCUCUCUGCCUCUUUACCUUCUUCCAAAUUCAGCAUCUUUGGCGGACAAUCUGAUUUCCUGAUUGGUGGACUCGCCACCGGGGCAGCUGGUUGUAUCUCGGCCUUUGCAAAUGUGUUUCCAAAGACUGUUGUGCAGAUCUACAGGUUGUUCGGUGAGGGUAAACAUGUAGAGGCACUGGCGCUACAGAGGAAAGCGGCAUUGGCGGAGAGUCCCUGCAAGGCCGGCAUCGCGAGUACGAAGUAUGCUGUUGCUGUAUACUCGGCAGUAGAAGCUGGAAUUGAACAUGCGACAGACAAACUGAAGCCGAGAAAGCCAUACACAGAAGCCUCCGAGGCGGUCAAACAAGGCAUUAGAAGUGUCAUGGAUGAGAUUGUCGAGAUCGAGGCAACGUUGUAGUGUCCUUGCUGUAAGGUGGUAAGGGGG